AAACAUAUCACGUGACUUAUAUUAAAGAUGGCCACCUUGGCGAAAGAUAAUUGGCGAAAAUGCAGGAUGAAAAAUAUUUCGUGUAUAUGAUGUUGCUUUAAAAGUCACGCGAUUAUCGUGUGUAGUUAUUGAAAGAACUCGAAGAAAAUAAAUAUUACGUACCGAAAAUAGGAAAUAGAACAUUUUUAAUCGGAAAACUUACCCUUGUGCUUUUUGAUAAAAUUAGAACGUUUUUUGUAAACAUGUUGUUUACAUUGAAAUAUGCACCUUAUCAGUUUGUCAAUAAAUUAUUGCUUGGCUUCUACGACUGAGAAAGAACACAAUAUAUCGAAUGCAUGAGGUCUUUUGUCAAUGCAGUUCUACAGAAGAGAUAUAAAAUGGUUGGAAAUGUACUCAUUACUGGCACCGAUUUCUUGACAUAAUUUCAAUUAGUGAACUUUUAUCAGUAAGGGAAAUUGGUAUCAAAGAUGGAACCAACGCGACGUAUUGGUAUGUACAGGGAAAGUCCUGGGUCAGACAUCGUCAAACAAGGAUAUCUAAAGAAACUGAAGACGAUGAAGAAGAAGUUUUUUAUACUCAGAGCAACAAGCAGCAGCGGUCCGGCGCGACUCGACUAUUUUGAUAAUGAGAAAAAAUUCAAAACGAAUCAUCCGCCGAAGAAAUCCUAUGAACUGCACACUUUUUUCAACAUUAAUAAGAAGGUGGAUUCAAAACACAAGUUCGGGAUAGCGAUUUUCCUACCAAAUGAAUGUUUUUCGGUGCUUGCAGAAAAUGAAGCGGAGCAGGAGGAUUGGAUAAGUAAAAUGCUUGAAUAUCAAAACGAGUUUUUACCGCAAGAUGAGGAACCUCGUACUCAUUAUGACUAUGUUUGGCAAGGCAUCAUCAAGCACAAGUCACCCUCUUCCUGUUCUAAGAUCACGGGGCCGUAUCGCCUAUGUCUGUCGGAGCUAGGCAAAACUGUAUCGCUAGUCAAACUUGCAGAAUACAAACCUUCCUAUCAGUUUCAGUUUUCAAGUAUACGUAAAUGUGGUGCUCACGAACAUUAUUUUCUGAUGGAAGUUGGUCGCAGUGCCGUCACAGGUAGUGGAGAUAUUUGGUUGGAAGUUGAGGGAAGUCAUGCUGCACAAAACAUGCAUGAUGUCAUUCUUUCUGAGAUGGCGAAAUCAAGGGCUGCAGAAGAUCCGUUCCGUAUCCGUAGCAACACAGCUUCCUCGGCUAUAUCGCAUGGUGGUGGCGACACUUACAAGAUAAGAAAAAGAACAACAAGCGAAAGUCAUCAUCCCCCAGGGAGUCCAAGGAGAAAUCGGGCAUUGUAUGCCCGACAGAGGCCUCAAUCAAGUGUUGUUUAUCCCACGUAUAAUAAGCCUAACAACCCUCCGUUGUCGGUAGAAUUACCAUUAGGAAGCAGUCCAGGUGGUUUUGACGGGUCAUUUCUAGACGAGUCUCGGAUAAGGUCGGACAGUAUGAGUUCCAGGCAUAGUCGAAUGUCAGAGACAUUGGAUCAUCCAUACGAAAACACACCUAACACGCCAGUUAUCUCUCCGGAAGGAUCAUUUGUGAGUGCAAGAUCAAUGACACCCGAGGCUUCCCACUCUAUAACAGAGGAAGAUUUUAGUGAAACAGAACCAUACCUCCCAAUGACUCCAGGUCAUAGGUCAAGGACCUCUUCACCUUCUAGAGGUCAAGGUCAGUUAGAAAGAAAUGGCGAUUACCUCUCAAUGGAUCCCAGUCAAGCAGAUAGGUCAGGGGGUGACUAUCUGCCCAUGUCGCCCGGCAACAAUGAGAAGUCGAGUAACUAUCUCCCAAUGACCCCUGGCCAGAAUGAAAAAUCGGACGAUUAUUUGUCAAUGACACCAGGUCACAGGUCUGGUUCCCCAUCACCCACACGAUUCAGUGAACGGCUAGGGUCGGCUGGCUCCAGCAGCCAGACUGGAGGUGGUUACAUGGACAUGAGACCAGGCAGUGGUGCCGCAACCAAUAGUCAAGAAUCAUACAUGGAUAUGACACCCCCCAAGUCAUCGUCUGGCAGCGGAGGGUACAUGGACAUGACCCCAACAACACCCCCUGUACACAAUAGUAGCGGAUACAUUGAUAUGAAUCCUGGACACCGGACGCCAACAGAUCCCGGACCAGGCUAUGUUAUGAUGGACGGAGCGUGGGUUAGGACCACUGCGCCGAUACCUAUCCGUGUGAACAAAGAGCCAGGCUAUAUGGACAUGGGACCUUCAAGUCAACCUCUUCCCACAGUGAAAGAAAGUGGAAGUGGAGAAGCUUACCUCCCAAUGUCCCCAAGUAGGAAGGGUGUCCUGUCAAGCGAGGGCUUGAAACCUGCCAAAGUGAUAAGCUACCUCUCAGACGAUUCUAUGUCAGGCGAAUUACCUAAACGUGCAUAUUCAGUCGGCAGCAGGCCCAUUUCUAAACCUGCAUUUAGGCAUCGCCAGCCGCAAGAGAUCUUACGGCAUCAGCCACUAGACAGUAGCAAGAGCUCGAGUGCUCCGCAUUUAAUUGUGCAGAAACCUCGGUCACAAUUCAUGGAUAUAUUUCAUAGGAAUCAUCAUGAUGGGUAUACAGCAAGUCCGUUAAGUCAGUCUGUAAAGUCAGACGACUCUGAUAGCUUUACGGAAAUGGAGUUUUAUCGACCGCGCACUGCUAGUGAUAGUUACGGGUGUCGACCACGUUCGUCAAGCUUCGGUAAACAGUUAAUGCCCCAAGGACACAGACCACGGUCAUCUAGUUAUGGACAAGGAGCGAAAGGAACAAUGAGUAAGCUAGCUGCUGGCUUUAGGCAGGAUUCUUUUGAAUCUGUAAGAACAACUUCCCAGGAGCUGUCCAGUCGGCACCGUUCACAAGAAUCUCUCGGUAUUAUGUCGAGCUCAUCGCGUAACUCAUCAAGUGACUCUUUAAAAAAGCUUUCUGAUGGAAGCCAGAGUAAGAAAGAAACUACGGAGUAUAUGGACAUGAAUUAUGACAAACGGAAAACACCUUCUCCCAAUGUUCAAGGGGUUGUCUCGCCAAAAAAGGACUCAACAGGUUACAUGGAUAUGUCUGUAGGGACAGGUGCGUCUAAAUCUUUGUCAAGAGGUAUAUCUCCAUGCUCCUCAACCCACAGCUUGCCUAGUGGUGCACACAGUCUGGGGUCUUCACCUGCCUCUGUGGGGCAUGGACAAAGUCAUUCAGAUCGUAGUCUAGGUGCCAAAGUAAUCAAACCUUCAGGAAAAGUUAUAUUGCAGAAACAGAACUACAAAGGUCCUGUACCUGUUUCAUCAGAUAAUCAGCUUAAGGUUGCCACAUCACAUUUGAAAAAGGGAGAUAAGCGGUCUCCUUCGAGUUCAGGGAAGGAAUCUGAAGAUGAGAGUUACAUCCCUUUUCAGCCAAAUCAAGCAGCAAGUUUGAGCUCACAUGACGAUUCGUCUUCAAUAUUGAACAUGAAAAAUCCGUAUGAUAUAACGCCAAAGUCACAUCCCGGGAUUAAAAUUCAGCAUGGGUACAGUAAGUCAUAUGACUCGACUGUCAAAUAUCCAGAUGCAAUUUCUACAAAAAGUGACAGUAAGCAUGAAAAUGUGAUUAAAGGAAAGAAGGAAAGUAAAGAGCAUCAUAAGGGAGAGAAGUCAAAAUCAAAAAGUGAAAAAGAUAAAAAGAGUAAAGAGAAAAGUAGUCCAAAGGUGAAAAAACAAGAAAGUUCGGUUCUUGAGGAAGAGAUUCAUGAAAAAGAGGAGGCAUCAUCAGAACCUACUGUGGCUUUCAUGCCUGACGACGACCUGUUUUCAAAUAAGAUGUUUAAAAUAAAUACGUCUGAGGUUAAAAGUUUGGUACCGGUUUCGAAGCCGGCAGUGAAGGUAAAGGAUGAUAAUGCCUAUAUGGACUAUUUACCGGGCCUGGAUGAAAGUGUAGAUAAAGUGAAAGAUAAAGAAGUAGUGAAACCUCUGUCAAAACAGUUCACUGAAAGAGAAUAUUGCGAGAUUGACUUUUCUCCGGAGAGCGGAAGUUCAGAGAAAGCAACUGAUGCGAAAGUUGUGUCUGAUUACAUGGAAUGUGAUCCUGUAUCGGUGAAAUCAACAGUUUCUAUUGAAUCUAGUCCAGUAAAAGAAGUAAAUAAAGGGUCAGUAAAACCAGCUGAAACUGGUUCGUUGAAAAACAAACGAAAAGGUUCGUCCACUGUUGUAGAUUCUAGUGUUGUUCAAGAGACUAAGAAAAAAAGUGAUGACUUUUCUUACAUAGAUUUUGAUCCUGCGACUGAUGGUAGUGCAGAAGACAAGGUCGUUAAUGAAGCUCUGAAAUCACCUCAGAGAGUUCUGUCCUUUCUUGCCCAGUCUUUAUCUGUUGAGGAGAAGAAGGGAAAGGACUCACCUUUAAAGAAAGCUAGUCAAGAGGCUAAAGGUCAAGUGGAUGAAAAACUAUUCGAGUAUGAAGAUAUGAAUAAGCAUGAAAAUGUGUCAGUUGUACAUACUGGAGAUACUGUUAAGUAUCCUGUGAAGAAGUCUAGUGAAGUUAAAGAUGAAGUUUUUGAUGCAGUGGGACAUCAUGUUGAAGGGCAGUGUCAAAAUGUUAGUGAAAAUCUGAAAGAGCAAAUUUCUGUGAUAGAGGGUAAUAAAGGAAAUGAUGCUGAAGCAGAUAAUGGUAAUAAUUGUGAGGGUGUAGAUAGGGUUAGGGAGGAUGCUGACACUAAGAGGGUUAAUGUCAGGGAUAGACAUCUUGGUAAACUAGUUAUUAAACAAUGUGGGCCACCGCUGCUGGAAGGAGAGGCAGUACAGGAUGAAGGGUAUUGUGAUUUAAAUUUCGGUGGCGAGAAAGAUGUUUUUGCAGAUAAAUCUCACAUUCGGUCCGAGAGUGCAUCAAGCUCAAAUAGUGAUAGAAGCAGAAAGGUUUUAGAGAGUGUUGGAAGUGAGGAUAGUAUUCCUUGUCCGGAAACGCCCAUCAGUUAUAUCAGUGAGGAAGGAGAUGACAUCCCUGUCCCCGAGACUCCUCUCAGUUACAUAUCGGAUGAUUCUACUAGUGGCAGUUCAGUAGGAAGUCGAGAAUUAGGGUCGCCAUUCAAGUCACCCUUAUCCUGUCGCUCGUCUAAUACAAGCAUAGGGAAAGUCCCAGGCUUUGGUUUGGCAUCGUUUGGCUUAUGUGGGGAUAAUUUGAGAAAAUCUUUGCCAACACCAAGGUCCUACGGAGGUAUACAGCAGAAUACAGUUCUCUCACGUCAGAGCAGUGUACCUGUUGGUCCGUCUGCUAUCAGUCCAAGAUCAAAUAAUGAAGUUCAUGCGUAUAGGGCAAGAAAAGCGAGUGGGCCAGCUUGCCUGACGAGCCAAACAAAACAAGGUAAUGGGGCAUCUGGAAAUAGAUUGCCGUCACAAGGAUGUCUGGAACCAGCUACUGCCGGCCUGGAAUUACAUAAACAAAAAAGCAUGCCAUGCAUGAUCGUGCCACAGAAUGUAGACAAAAUUAAAGAUGUAGAAAAUCUGGAUCAUGUUCAGAGUCGCCACAGUUUUACAGACUUGUCGUCAUAUGAAGAGAUGAACUUUCCCGCGAGUGGUUUGUCGUCUGGCAAUCAGGCGAAGUGUAGUUCACAGCAACAGCUGAAUUCAGAUAAUGAUAAUGAGUUACAUUACGCUGACCUCGACCUGAAAGGAUCUACGGAAAAUAUGGACGGUACGUCUCCGCGUGUUGUCAAAAGUCGGCAUCCGUCCUCCUUGGAUGAUGUGUCGAAGGAAAAUGUUCAGUAUGCAGAAAUUGAUCAUUUGAAAACUGAAAAGAUGAAAAAUUUGAAUGAAAAGGAAAAUGUGAAGUUUUAUGUGAAUUGAUGAAGAUGAUCGUCUUAUGCUUUGGUAAAGUCAUGUUAAAAGUUGAGUUAAAAAGUAUGUAUAAUAUUAUGUUACUUGAGUAAAUUUUUGUGAUGAUAGUUCUCCAUUGUAUUAUGUCAGUUGAUUAUGAUUUUACGAUGGUUAUGUCAGAUCAUGUGAUUUCAUUAGUUUUAUUUUAUGUAUCUGUUACGCCUUUGUAAAAUUAUUUUAAUCAAUUAUAUCUUUUGUUAGCCUUUGUAAAAAAAUAUUUACCUGAAUUACUUUUAUGUUAAGCUUUUGUUAUAUUUUGUUGAUUUGUAAUUUCUGUGUUACUUCUCUGUUUUAAUAGGUUGACAACAUUGUUUUAACAUAUUGAUAAUGUUGUUUUAACAUGUAGACAACAUUGUUUUAACAUGUUGGUAAUGUUGUUUUAACAUGUUGACAAUGUUGUUUUAACAUGUAGACAACAUUGUUUUAACAUGUUGGUAAUGUUGUUUUAACAUAUUGACAAUGUUGUUUUAACAUGUUGACAAUGUUGUUUUAACAUGUUGAUAAUGUUGCUUUAACAUGUUGACAAUGUUGUUUUAACAUGUUGAUAAUGUUGCUUUAACAUGUUGACACCAUUGUUUUAACAUGUUGAUGGCAUUACUGGAUGGCACUGUUUAUUUUUAGUUAAUUUUAAGCUCAGUGAGAACAAAAAGCUGUUUAAUGAACAUUUAGGAUUAACAACAUGUUGUCCGUCCAUUCUUCUGUCAGACGUCUGUAACAACGCAACCUUACUUGAAAUUUUCUGCCGCAUUAUUAUCAGGUUUUCAUAUAUAUAUCACCUUAAUGCAGUGACAUUGUGACUUCUAUUAAAUUAUUUUAGGAGUUAGGCCAUUACUGCACUAAGGUGACGAUAUACAUGUAGUUCAAAAUCAAUAGUAGUCAAAGUUGAACUCUUGCUCUGCUUACUCUAUGUCAUGAAAUUGCUUCGUUUGAAUUUGGUACUGUCUCAAAAUGCCAAAGAAAGAUAAAGAGCAGGGAUUGGUCAGCUUGCAUGGAUAUUUAGGUUCUAUUCAGAUGCUAAUAUAUUUGUUUUUAUGGCAUCUAGUGUAUCAAUUUGGAUAGCCCGCCAUGUUCAUUGAUUAGAACGAAACCCUGCACUUUGGGCAAUUUUACCUUAUCACCAGGGACCCAUUGUAAGGUCCCAUUCCCAAUCCAAAAUAACUCCUUUCAAAAAAAAUAUUCCCAACAGCUGCAAGGAAAUCUAACUUGAAAAAUUAACUGUUUGCACUUGCUUCUUAAAUUUUGUAUCAAAUUAUAUAAUCAUACAUACGAAAAAAACUUUUAAAGUUUUGUUUAUUGGUAGGACAGUCCUCUAACUAAGAGUGGAGUAAGGGAACACCAAGGUCAAGGUCACCAGUGCUACAAAUAGAUUUUUAUACAUUUGCUUAUACUGUCUUUAUUCUUUGGUUAUUUGGGUCAUGGUCAAGGUUAGCCGACUGAUAAAAAUAGACAUUUACACUUGUGGUCAUGCAGCCUUUAUCAACUGAUCUCUUUCAUAUGUGACUUAUCACUUAUUGUCUUGUGCGCUAUAAUUUUAGGUCUAUAUUUCAGACAAAUUUCAAACAGCCUCUUGUUAUUAUUUCUGGGUUAUUAUUUUGCUCACAAGAGAAUUUUGAGUUUAUGUUAAGAAGUAAGUUUUUAAGCACUUGAAAAUAUUGGAUAAUCAGAAAUGGUAAUGUGAUGAUAAUGUCCUGGGAAAUAAUAAGGUUAUGCAUGGAAAUAUGAUAGAGCAAAAGUCUUAUUUUGUAAAAAUGCAUCUACAUCAAUAUAUGUGUAAAAAUUAUGUAAGAAUAGUUGUAUAAAAUAAUAUUAUAAUUAUAUAUAAUACUAAAGUGACAUUAUGCCCGCCCAAGUAUAAAUGGUCAGUAAAUAUAAAUAAAAAUAAU
Molecule: messenger RNA, 7702 nt
Organism: Ruditapes philippinarum (Manila clam)
Lineage: Eukaryota; Metazoa; Mollusca; Bivalvia; Venerida; Veneridae
Exons: 11
Coding region: 468-5789 (1773 amino acids)
Biological process (GO): insulin receptor signaling pathway
Cellular component (GO): cytosol; plasma membrane
Molecular function (GO): insulin receptor binding; phosphatidylinositol 3-kinase binding
Source: RefSeq, a predicted model, not a curated record